GAACCUCGUCGAAGGCAUCGCUUGUCAAAACCACUCACCAAUGGCAAGGUCUCAACCAGUGCAUCAACCACAAGUCUGCAGGAAUCCGUCACAAAGAGCCGCAGUCCGAGUACUUCAGAACUGGUCAGUGGUGGCCAACUGUCUUCUCAUAACAGCAAGCCUGACCUGAGAAAACAAAUCCGAAAUGAGGUCUUUGAUACGGACAGACUAUCUCCGCAAGAUGCCCUUAAGAGUACCUCGACGCUGAGUGUCGCACAGAUGAUUAGACAAUUCGACAAAGCUCCCACAGCGUCCGAAGGGUCUUGGCAAUCUCCAUCCGCUGCGAGCAAGCCCAAGAAGAGAAGGUCGCUUCUAUUGAGACGAUUCUCUGCCCAGAACUCGGCUGACUUGAGUCGGUCAUCGAGCAAAGAGCGUGCCGAUCCCAAAAAUGUCGAACCGGCAGCUCGAUCACCCAACUCUUCAGUGGACAGGAUCGCUGAUUCCCCUGCCAUUCCUCCAACUCGUCGAGCUUCCUUCACUCCUGGUGCUGCCACAAGGAAGCCAUCCGCUCCCCUUUUCGGCGAAUUGAAGCCAAAACAGGACCCAAUUCAAGAAGCAGACGAGCGAAGCCUUGUAGGGUCCGAAUAUCUCGGCUGGCAACCCCGGCCUCCAACCAUGAUUGGACGAGCCGGCACUCCUGCGGAUCUCAGCUAUUCUCAUCUCGCAGGACUCAGAAUUGGGUCUUUGCAGGUCAUGAAUGGACGAGCGUCUCCUGCAUUUAGUGAGAUGUCCAAGGUUUCUAAGCAUCUCCUCGCCGUGCCCAAGACGCUGAGAGACGUAUCGAGCGAGUAUGGUGAUGCGGACCAGGCCACUCACGAGACCAUUCCGAUCGAGGACCCGAUUCGCGUCGGAACACCCAAUGCAGCCAAGGAGCUUCGAACCUUCAGCUGGGAGACUGUCGUGGUCGAUGGUGAAGAGACUACUGAUCUGGAGUCAGAGAUCGAUGUCAGAACCAAGAUUCCAUUAGACAUGGAUGACGACCAGGCAUCCAUAAUGGCAAAGGAAUACAUGGCUGAAUUGCCUCUCAGUCCCUAUAUGUUGCAUGCCUCCAGCUCUUUGCCAGGGUCGCUCCGCCGACUCGGAUCUGAUGGGUCUUUGCAGAAGACUCCCUCCAUGACACCCCUCCAGAAGACGCCAUCAGUCAAUUCUCUGCAGAAGAGUCCAACUCCUUCGUCACCGGUUAGUUUUCGGACGGUAUCAAGCCUUUCACACACCGGGUCGGUUGUAAGACGGCCAAGUUUGCGACUGGCCACGGUGCUUGACCCUCCCAUUGAGGCGGCGGAGAAUGGUGAUCAGCCUCGGAAUAGCGUGAUGAGCUGGUAUUCCGCGAUGGAGCCAAGCUUCACCCAAAAUGCGCCCUUCCAAUCAGCUGUCGAGUUCCGAGUACAAAAGUCACCCGCUCGACCUCAGCCUCAGAUUAACCUUGACAAAUCUGACAGCGGCUAUAGCUCAAAUAACUCUCUGCGAUCCCUUCGCAUGGCAAAUUUUGCUUCUGCUGUUCCGCGAACAAUGCUUGCACCUCUAGUGGUGGCUCGUCCACCAGAGCCUGAGCUGCGAACUAUGCCAUCCCAGCUGCAACAUCGGCCAAGUAUUCUCAAGUCACGUAAAACAGAGCCCACUGUGCCUACUUUUGCAAAUCUUCGUCCUGCUGUCAUGCCAAUGAGCUCGACACCAGCAGUUCCUUCUACUGUCGAGGCAUCAAUUCAGCCUAUGAAGCAACGCAAGAAGCUUCAGAAGAAACGCGCGCAGAGCCAACAUUCAAAUAAAAUCGCUAUCACAAGAGUUCGAUCUUUUGAGGCAGAGACUGUCCCAGCGAUUCCUGUAGAUGCCAUGGAGAAUCUGCGAAUCCGAACUCAGGAAGUUCCCGAGCUUGAACAGACCUACGCCAAGCUAAAUACUCAAGCGAGCUCGUCGACUAUGUUUCUUCCCAUGAAUGAUAUUAGAUUUCCUUCACCUGAGCCACCAUCAAAAGCACGUGAUCGGUCACGGCGCCCAAGAUCUCUCAGCCGGCCCCGAUCGUGGAUUAGUCGGUCGAAGGAAGACAACUCAGGGUCGAGACGUGUUUCUGAUCUGAGUCAAAGUGAUGCGCUGGCUAUCAUCAAUGAUUCCAAUACUGCUACAUCCUCACUAGGUGGCAGUCCAUACACAAUUGCCCACGAGAACUUCGUUUUAGACCCUCUUCCGGGGAUCACCAAGCCGCAUGUGAAAGCAUCCCGUCCCAAGUCCAUGAUGGAUGACAGAAUGGCUGUUGCGGUUGCCAAAUUUCGCAGACAGUCUCUCCAGCAGCGCGAGGCUUUUGCUGAAAGGCGGCCUUCGUUUAAUGAUAGGGGUGGCAUUCCUGGCAAGACCCUUCGUCCAGCUAGCUUCAUCGGCGAAGCCCCGCCAAUCACCAAGGAGAUGCUCCAAACGGUAUAUCGAACUUCCUCGAUGCAAUCACAAGGACCCAAAGAUGACAACCCAGCUCCUCCUGCGCCUAAUCGUCCCCCUCCACCGCCUCCG
Exophiala aquamarina CBS 119918 is the source of this 2538-nucleotide messenger RNA. RefSeq lists its product as uncharacterized. The transcript is spliced from 2 exons. The annotation marks the transcript as partial. Lineage: Eukaryota; Fungi; Ascomycota; Eurotiomycetes; Chaetothyriales; Herpotrichiellaceae. The record is from RefSeq and is a predicted model, not a curated record.